CUUCCUUUGCCUUUGAUCCGGGCAGGUGAAAAAGAAAUGGAGCUUUUAGAUGUCUGCACUGCCCCAAAUGCUGGACUAGCCUAGUGCUUCCCCGGCUCGGAUUUUCCUCUCUCUCUCUCUCUCUCUCUCUCUCUCUCUUCAGAGACACUUGCAUUAGAAAUUAGGAAGGAAGAUGACGAGCAACAACAGGGAAGAAGAAGAGGUUGUGUCUGGGACAUUCACAUGGGUGAUCGAAAACUUCUCUAAGCUCAACAACGACAACCUUUUCUCUGACGUUUUCACCAUCGCUGGUUUCAAAUGGAGGAUCCUUGUUGUACGUCCAAAGUGGUUAUCCGACCAAGAUCCUAAUGGCCUAGUCCAGUUGGCCAUAUAUUUGGGCAUUGCCGAUGCUUCAAGCUUGGCACCUGGAUGGAGUAGAUAUUCCAGCUUUAGCUUGACCCUGGUCAAUCGACUUGACACCAACAAGUCAAUCACAAAGCCUGCAACCGGAUCUGUAAAAGAGUUCACAGAAAACCACAAGGAGUGGGGCUUCAAAUCCUUCAUCCCUCUCAUCAAGCUUUAUGACAGCGCUGCGGGUUAUCUUGUGAAUGAUACAUGUAUUGUUGAAGCCCGGCUUAAUGUCUCAAUUAGGAUUGGAGACCAAGGAAGUAAUGUUUCUGCAAGUACGGAUCACUCAGAGAAAGAGCAUAAAGCGCAGGAACCUUUGGUUCUGAAUUCUAAAGCUGAAAACUCUUCACCGGCGCCUAAAACACCAUGUUCUGAAUUCCAGCAUACACCAGAUUCUGAAAAAGUUUGCACUGAACCUGCUGAUGGUGGCCCUACUGAGCCUUCUCUGGUCAAGGAACUCGGGGAAUUACCCACGAACCUAACGGGUGAGCUUAUGGAAUUUAGGGGUUUAGGACAAAUCGAGAAAGCUUUUAUUCCGCUGCUAGAGGAAGUUUGUUCGUUGCAUCCUUCAUUGAUUGAGAGCAUGCAGAAGAGAAAUCGUAUGGUUGUUGAAUGUGCAUUCACAACUUUAGGGGGACUCUUGCAUUUUCUGAAGACUACGAAGGUGAAGGAUAUGACUGAGGAUGCCUGUUCAUGCCUUCAAAGCUUAUGGGAGGAUGUCCAUAUGUUCAAAUUUGACUUGGCGUGGCUGGAGACUCAUGUUCAAUCAGCUUUGGACAUGAAGAAGCUACUGGAAAGGUCAAGGAGAGUGAAAAGACUGAGAGAAGAUGUGGAGAUAUUGGAUAAUGAGAUGAAGAGGCGGAGUGCUGCGCUAGCUGUGACAGAGGUGGAUCUUGAGAUAGCGAAAAGAGACUUGGAAAAGGAGGAAAAGGGCAUCGCCGCGAUAGAUAUGGAUAGCGAGCUAGGUUAUGGGAUGCGUUAGCCUUAUUGAAGUUUCUCAUCCUGUAGGACAGUUAGUGUAAGUUGCAGGACAGAUAUGUCGAAUACAUACAUAUUAUAUUUUUGAAGGUUGCAGGGACUAUAAUUUGGUGACCUUCAUCAACUCCCGGCAUGAUCGAUUAGGCGGGAUACCAUGGUUGAUAGGUAUUAUGCAUUUGUUGAAGCUGUACUUGAAUUUUCUUGUGUUGAAAAUGCAUAGUGCUCGGACAUGUUUCUAUGAAAUUGAAAGCCUUUCUGUUUCUUAAAA
This is a messenger RNA of Malus domestica (apple), 1633 nucleotides long. RefSeq names its product MATH domain and coiled-coil domain-containing protein At3g58210-like. Gene Ontology annotation, molecular function: protein binding. Lineage: Eukaryota; Viridiplantae; Streptophyta; Magnoliopsida; Rosales; Rosaceae. The record is from RefSeq and is a predicted model, not a curated record.